AUGGCGAGCACGAACAACACCUUUCCUAUCACGCGGUACGAAUUGCCAAUACCCCUCAAUGUGGAAAUCGCCAACACAAAGCGUGAGUUCGCCAAAAUGCAAUGGGCCAAUCCUGGCGCGCUCGUUCUUCCUGAAAACGGCGGAUACUACCUCAAACGUCAUCCUGAAGGCAAGGUCGUGGCCAUUGCUUCUGACCGGCUCUGCUCCAUUACAGACAAUGCUUAUAUGUCGUUGAUUUACUAUCUCGAGAGCCAGGGUCUCUAUGAAGAAGCCAACGACCACAUGGAGGAUUUACGGAAAGCUGGGAUCGACGCUGAUAAGCUCAAGGCAGAAGCGAGCGAUGAGAUCAAGAGUGGGGCCUGCGCCGAGUCUUAUCCUCUUCUUGAACAGAGCGCAUCGGUAUCCUAUUACUUUGCGGGACUAGGCAUAUCCCUAAAUGCCGGUCUUUUGAAUGGAGAGUCACGAGCUAUUCGGGCUGGAAACACAUAUCUGAAAUACAAUACUAUUGAAGCCAUUCUACCAUAA
Talaromyces marneffei is the source of this 525-nucleotide messenger RNA. RefSeq lists its product as uncharacterized. Lineage: Eukaryota; Fungi; Ascomycota; Eurotiomycetes; Eurotiales; Trichocomaceae. The record is from RefSeq and is a predicted model, not a curated record. The transcript is spliced from 3 exons. Bases 1 to 525 code for a protein of 174 amino acids.